Molecule: messenger RNA, 1341 nt
Organism: Mycosarcoma maydis (corn smut)
Lineage: Eukaryota; Fungi; Basidiomycota; Ustilaginomycetes; Ustilaginales
Exons: 1
Coding region: 1-1341 (446 amino acids)
Biological process (GO): mitochondrial translational elongation
Cellular component (GO): mitochondrial matrix
Molecular function (GO): translation elongation factor activity
Source: RefSeq, a predicted model, not a curated record
AUGUCCGGGUCUCGCAGCGCUCUCAGUGUUGUACGUCUGGCGGCUUGUGCCAAGCCGUGCACACUUGGCUCGACGUCGUCGGUCCUGACAAGACCGUUCUCGCACUCAGCACAGCUCUGCUCGCCUGCCAAGCCAUCCAUCAAAGCCAUCGGCGAGCUACGCAAGCUGGUACCAGGUACGUCUAUGCUCAAAGCGAAAGAAGCGCUGCUUGCGUCGCGCCCUGCCAGCUCGCCCGACACGGACUCGAUCGCACUGGCACUCGAAUGGCUUGAAGCCGACCGCAAGAAGAGCGGAGCCAAAAAGGCGGACAAGGUGGCCUCUCGAACCGCCCGAGAAGGUGUCGUCGCUGUAUCGAUCCUCUCUGACGGACUUCCGAGCUCGAUCGAGAUGCAGGGGGAAUUGAAGGACGAGGCCAAGAGGGCUGGUAUUGGUGCAACGAGUGCUGCGGCAGGUGCGAUUGUCGAGAUCAACUGCGAGACGGAUUUCGUGGCCAAGAACGAGGUGUUUGCUCAGUUGGUCAAGGACGUUGUUCAUACAGUGGCGUUGUUCCCAGGAUUGAGCGCACAGAGCGGAGCAAAGAGAGGACUUGUUGAGGUACCAGUGGAUCAGCUGUUGGCGUUCCCGUUGCUUCCCAGCAGUCGUGAGGCGACAGGGACGAGUGUAUCGGCCAAAACGGUGGGUUCGGCGAUCAUCGAUGUGGUUUCGCGACUCGGCGAAAAGAUUUCGAUCGCGCGGGCUGCUGCGAUCGUUGCACCCAGCGUCCCUUCACCAGAUGCGACGAGGCGAUCCGAAAGUGGCACGGCUAGGGGUGGAUCGAUCGUCGAGCUCGCUUCGGCUUUCGCUCAUGGAGGCUCGGCUGGCUUCGCUGCUGCCAAGGACGUCUCGAAUCCGGGCUACGUGUUGACCAGCGGUAAAGUCGCUUCGCUCGUCAUGACGCGUUUCGCCAGCGACAAACUGCCAGAUGCGCUGCAAGCAGGUUCGAUCCAAUCCAACAUCCGAGCGCUCACCCGAAGUCUGGCUCGACAAGUCGCCGGUCUCGAAACCAACUGCAUCGACUCGGCCGCAACUUGCCCAGUCGACGGCCAAGUCAGCAGUGCUCUGUACAAGCAGCCGUUUAUGAUGCUCCUCCCGGCUGCAGCUCCAAGCUUGGAGAGCAACGCUCAACCCGUUCGACAAGUCCUCUCCACCUGGGCAAGCCACAACAACCUCGACAGCAAUGGCAACAACGUCGUCGAAGUCGUCGACAUGCAUCGAUGGGAACUUGGCGAGACAAUCGCCCCACCAGACGACGCUGGACCAGGAUUCGCCGAUGAGGUACGAAAAGCUGCUGGUCUCGCCUAG